Molecule: messenger RNA, 1772 nt
Organism: Botrytis cinerea B05.10
Lineage: Eukaryota; Fungi; Ascomycota; Leotiomycetes; Helotiales; Sclerotiniaceae
Exons: 1
Coding region: 133-1326 (397 amino acids)
Molecular function (GO): FAD binding
Source: RefSeq, a predicted model, not a curated record
GAGGCUAGUUACUUAAAGAACAUAAAAGAGUCAACCAAAGUACUGAAUCUAUAUCAUUCUGUCAAACUACUUCAGAACAAUGAAGCACAGCUUGAAAGUUAUAUAGAUUCCAGCACUUCGAUUCAUCCACCCAUGCUUCCAAGAAUAUCCAUUAUUGGUGCAGGGCCAUCCGGCCUAGUCCUGGCUUCUCUCUUCCACCGCAACAAAAUACCCUUCGCCAUCUAUGAUCUCCGAUCUCGUCCCUCUGCAGAUUUUGUCAAUGUUCCAUCCGGCUCUCUAGAUCUUCACGUCGAGUCAGGACAACGUGCACUUUCACAAUGUGGGCUUCUCCAAGCAUUCCGCCCACUCACCACAGAAUGCAGCGAAGAGCACAUCAUCUGUGAUCGUUUUGGAGACAUAAAAUUCGAGGCUCCCAACUAUAAUGAAGAGCGACCUGAAAUUUCAAGGAACAGUUUGAUCGAAUUGCUUCUAUCUUCACUGCCCGAGAAUAUCAUCCAAUGGGAACAUAAAAUUAGAUCCGUUUCUCCAAAUCCCUCAAACCCCCACCAACAAAUUAUCACCUUCCAAGAUAAGAGUUCUCAUUCUUGUGAUUUGGUAAUUGGAGCAGAUGGAGCAUGGUCAAAGGUUCGCCCGCUCUUGACGGACGUGAAACCAUUUUUUAGUGGCGUGCAUUGGAUGACGUUAACGAUUCCAAAUAUUACCAAGAGGUUUCCAGAAAUAGCUAAGAUGAUUGGAACUGGAACUUUCUGGGCCCUGGGUGGUAAGAGAUUUGUUAUGAGCCAAAGGGGCUCGAUGGAUUCAGCAAGAUUGUAUGUUGCGAUACAUAACAAAGAUAUCAACCAUUGCAAAGACGCAGGCUUAAAUUCUUUAGACAUUGAGCAGAUAAAAGAGAAAACUCUCGGCGAAUCUGGUAUCUUUGCCGAUUUUGGCAAAGGGGUCAAGGAGUUGCUAGAAAGAGGUUUGGAGGAGGAGAAAACCCCAGAGUUCUUGCAGAUGCAUAUGUUACCCAUCAAUCACACGUGGGAGCAUAAAGCAAACGCGACAUUAGUUGGAGAUGCGGCACAUCUCAUGACGCCUUUUGCAGGAGAAGGGGUUAAUUCGGCAAUGUUAGAUGCUUUAGAGUUGGCGCAAGGAAUUAUUUCGGCUGUGAACAAGGACACUUCGAUCUCGGAUGCUGUGAGGGAUUACGAGAUGAAAAUGUUUGUCAGGGCGAAAGAGAAUGCGGAAGAAACAUGGACGAACUUGGAGAAAAUCUUUGAAGACAAUGCACCGAAGGCGGUAGUAGAGUGGUUCAAUAGUUUUAGUACACCGCCCGAGCAAGUUUGAGGGUGGUGUCCGCUGAGUUCUAAUGGUAUUUGGCCCAAGAUAUUGAAAUCUGAAAUUUGUUGAUUUUGAUGUCGAAGCGCCAAGGUAAAAUGUGCAUGGAGAUAUACACUCGGCUCGCUUAGACAAUGAUCAUUCUCUGUGACUGAGAUGGUUCGGAUGAUUUGAAACAGAUCCUAGUAGUAAUAGCAGAAUCAAAUAGUCCACCAACGUGUAAGCCAAAAUUUACAGAUUUAUACAAAAACUGGGGUAUAAGAAAAUGGAAAUUUUGGAAAACAUGGAAAAAUGAAGAGUUGAACAGUAGUUGGGAGAACAAGGGGGAGCUGGGAAAAAUAGAGAAAACGAAGUAACUCGAUAGAAUGAAAGAAGAAAGGAGAUGAUUACGAGUUGAGAAGUGGAAUUAGAAGAUCAAUAGUUGGCACAAUAACAGAUUUCAACAAAGCAAAGCA